UUAAAUGUACAUUAUAAAAAGGUUCUGGAGAUGUCAUGGAAAUUCAGAAAUCCAAUAAGAUCAGGAUUAAAAACUUGCUUGCACGCAGAAGCAUAUACUUGUAUGUGUACAAACAAGGGAAACGUGCUCGCCCAUCCAUCAUUUCCAGCUCCACCAUCCCUCAUGUUCAAUCAGACUUCCCCAUCCCUCAUGUUCGAUCAGACUUCCCCAUCCCUCAUGCUUAAUUAGGAAUCAAAUUUCAUCAAUCAGUAGACCAUGGUCAGUGGCAUCCCUCUGUAACGACAGAGCAGCAAGGAGUAGCGUUGCCGAUGGCUUCGGCCGGGCUCCCAGAGGCAGUCGAACCGAAGAAGAAGAGCAACAUCAAGUAUGCCUCUACCUGCGCCGUCGUCGCCUCCAUGGCCUCCAUCGUCCUCGGCUACGACAUCGGUGUGAUGAGCGGGGCAUCGCUGUACAUCCAAAAAGACCUCCAGAUCACGGACGUGCAGGUGGAGAUCCUGAUGGGCAUCCUGAGCAUCUAUUCGAUCCUCGGCUCCUUCGCCGCCGGCAGGACGUCCGACUGGAUCGGCCGCCGCUUCACGGUGAUCUUUGUCGCCGCCUUCUUCUUUGCCGGUGCCUUGCUGAUGGGCUUCGCUAGCGGCUACGCCAUGCUCAUGCUCGGUCGCUUCGUGGCUGGCAUCGGCGUGGGCUACGCGAUCGUGAUCGCGCCCCUGUACACGGCUGAGAUCGCCCCGGCGUCGGCGCGCGGCUUCCUCGUGUCCUUCACGGAGGUCUUCAUCAACCUCGGUAUCCUCCUCGGCUACGUCUCUAACUACGCCUUCGCUCGCCUCCCGCUCCACCUUGGCUGGCGCUUCAUGCUCGGCAUUGGCGCGGUGCCAUCCGUCCUUCUUGCCCUCCUGCUGUCCGGCAUGCCGGAGUCUCCCCGAUGGCUCGUCAUGAAAGGACGCCUCGCGGACGCGAGGGUCGUGCUGGAGAAGAUUGCUGACACGCCGGAGGAGGCCAAGGAGCGCCUCGCUGACAUCAAGGCCGCCGCCGGCAUCCCAGACGACCUCGACGGCUACGUGGUCGUCGUGCCUAGGAAGAGAGGCGGCGAGGAGAAGCGGGUGUGGAGAGAGCUGAUCCUGUCGCCGACCCCUUCCAUGCGGCGAAUCCUGGUCGCGGCGCUCGGCAUCUUCUUGUUCCAGCAGCUGACGGGCUCCGACUCCGUGGUGCUCUACAGCCCGCGCGUGUUCGAGAGCGCCGGCAUCACCGGCGACGACCAGCUCCUGGCCGCCACCUGCGCCAUGGGCGUCGCCAAGACGCUCGUCAUCCUGGUCGCCAUGUUCCUCCUCGACCGCGUCGGCCGGCGGCCGCUGCUGCUGUGCAGCACCGGCGGCAUGAUCGUCUCGCUCGUUGGCCUCGCGACGGGCCUCACCGUCGUGGAGCAGAACCCGGACGCGAGGGUCCCGUGGGCGGUCGGGCUGUGUGUGGCGUCCGUCCUGGCCUACGUGUCAUCCUUCUCCGUCGGGCUCGGGCCCGUGUUGGGCGUGUACACGACGGAGAUCUUGCCGCUGCGGGUGCGCGCGCUGGGCUUCGCGGUCGGGGCGGCCGGCAACCGCGUUGUGAGUGGCGUCAUGUCCAUGACCUUCCUCUCGCUGGCCGGCGCCAUCACGCUCGGCGGCACCUUCUUCCUCUACGCCGGCGUCGCCGUGCUCGCGUGGGUGUUCUUCUUCACCUGCCUCCCAGAGACGCGCGGCCGGACGCUCGAGGAGAUGGGCAGCCUGUUCGGCAUGACCGACGCGGGCGCGGAGGCAGAAGAUGCUGCCCCCGCGACAGAGGACGCGAGCUGCAGGGCCAGACUCUUGGGCGCCUCGCCUAAUUCCAGAGUUGAUUAAUCUCAUGAAUAUUUGCGGCCGUGUCUUUUUCCCAUGCUGUAGCGGGAGCAAAAACGAAACGCGUCGCCAUUUGAAGCAACGCCGCCCCGGGUUGCAGCACGAGCCGCAGCGUCGCCGAUGUGGCCAUCGGUGUUCCAUCGCAGCAACCUAAGACGUCGAUGAUGUUUCACUACAUCACGUAGCCGUCGCGGCGAGUUCCACCGCAGCAACCGAAGAUGCCAACGAUGUUUUACGGCAGCGUGCAACCCGACGAGGUGAGUUCCAUCGCAGCAGCCGACGACCGCCGGCGAUGUUUCACUGCAGCGCGCAACCUAUGCGGCGAGUUCCAUCGCAGCACCCGGAUAGCCUCCGAUGAAGCUUCAUUGCAGCGCCACCAUCGCGCGGCGGUGCUUCGUCGCUGCACUAACCGCCUCGGCCAAAGCUGCAUCGCAGCACCCGGAGCUGGCAACGAAGCUUCCCUGCAGCGAGAGAGGAUGCAGUCGGUGGUGAUUUGGGGAAGAAGAAUGGGACGAGAGGAUAAGAUAGGUGCGGUGGUGGGAUAAUUAAGAAAUAAAGGAAAAGGGAGAACACACAAGUAGGCAGGACGCGUGUCGCACGCUGGACGCGGCUUACGAGAGACACAAAAUUAAUAGGUCGAUUUUAAACAAUUUCCAAUCAA
This is a messenger RNA of Hordeum vulgare subsp. vulgare (domesticated barley), 2529 nucleotides long. Its product is annotated as putative polyol transporter 1. The record is from RefSeq and is a predicted model, not a curated record. NCBI's taxonomy places the organism in Eukaryota, Viridiplantae, Streptophyta, Magnoliopsida, Poales, Poaceae. The transcript is spliced from 3 exons. Gene Ontology annotation, molecular function: carbohydrate transmembrane transporter activity. The coding region runs from base 309 to 1871 and encodes 520 amino acids. Gene Ontology annotation, cellular component: membrane. Gene Ontology annotation, biological process: transmembrane transport.